Molecule: messenger RNA, 7698 nt
Organism: Fusarium subglutinans
Lineage: Eukaryota; Fungi; Ascomycota; Sordariomycetes; Hypocreales; Nectriaceae
Product: NFX1-type zinc finger-containing protein
Exons: 6
Coding region: 1-7698 (2565 amino acids)
Molecular function (GO): ATP binding; ATP hydrolysis activity; helicase activity
Source: RefSeq, a predicted model, not a curated record
AUGGUUCUGGUACAAGACGCAUCUGGCUCUCGAGCAGCAAAGCUCAUCAAGACAUUCUGGGCCGUCAUCAAAGGCGAACAGCAAAUCACCAGUGCACACUCCGCAAAGUUGUUUGUACAAGCUUGUGAGAUCUACAGCACCAAGAACUCACCUGUCAAAUUUGUCGAGGUCUUGCUCUCAAGCCCUGCCGGUAUCGCGGCGCUGGAGAGAGUAGUCCGCGUCGACCUGACAUUUAGCUUCAUAAACACCACGGCCUUGCCGUUCCUCCUGACGCUAUCGGAUGAGGGUGUCGCUGCUCUCAGCAAUGGCGGAUUUCUUCGCCAGAUGCUGACGGCUAUUCUGGAGCCAUCUACCUUUUGGACUGCUGCAGUCGGUGCUUACUAUAAUGACAAACUCGACAAUGUCGGGCUUGAAGCAUUUGCCUGGCUGUGUCUACAAAUUGUCUCGGAUCAAACCAGCUUCGACUGCCACAAGGCAGCAGUCAAAGAAUUGAUGGAAAGCAAGUCUCUUCUCAGAUCAGACUCGCCCGAAGUGAGGAAGCUUGCGUACCGUAUCGACAAGAUCAUCAAGAUCUUUGCGCAGCCCGAAAUUGCAUCCAAUGGAGUCACUCCUGGAGGACGUCACGACAACGAUCAUGCCAACUUCCGUGAUAUAUCAAUCUAUCCGACCUCUGAUGAGCUUCUCUCAGCCGACCCUCCGUAUCUCCAGCGGCUGGGGGAGGUGUUUGACACGCCAAUGGAGACCCGAAGCCAGAACUACCGCGAUUGGCUCUUCCGUCUCCUUCGGGAGGACAUGCUCUCUGAGCUUCGUGAAGAUCUCCAAGUCGCUAUGAGUCAGAAGAAGAGCAAACGUCGUCCUGUUGCUUUGGGGCAGCUGAGAUUGGUGGGGAUCAAUACCGACCAUGACAUCGACACCAAGCACAUUCCGCCAUAUGCUCUCUACGUCUCGUGCGAGCAGGGCAUUACUUUUCCGCAUAAACUGCCGAAAGGCGGGAAGAAGGCGUUCCUAGACGAAUCAAAGAAUUUUAUGAAGCAUGACUCUUUUGGUGCGCUCUGCUGCAACGGCGCCAUCAUCGCAUUCGGGUCGAUUGUCAGAGACGUCGCCAAUCUUCUCAAGACACCACCCAUCGUCGGCAUCAAGUUUAGCGACGCCUCAGGUCUCAAGAAGGCGAUAGAAGCGCUUCAGGGUCCUUUCAAGGACAAUGUCAAGUUUUUCGUCGUAGACACUGCUACUUUUGCCUACGAGCCGAUUCUCCAGCGAUUGAAGACCAUCGCCGAGUUUCCGUUGGAAGCCCAAUUGAUUGACGUGGAACAGCCUGCUCAGGAUGGACCAAGAUCAACAUCAUUGGAUGCCUUGCCACACCAACUCCGCGCUGCCUUGGACUCGGGGCGCAAAGUCAAGAUGCCUCCAGGUUUGAAGCUGAAGAAAGACAUCUAUUUGCAGGGCGCGCAGCUGCGAUCGUUCAUUCAUGGCAUCAGCAGCAACCUGGCUCUCAUUCAAGGCCCACCUGGUACGGGAAAGUCAUUCUUGGGCGCACUCAUUCUUUUGACCAUCCUACGAUUGAGCAAGUCGCGUAUUCUGGUUCUGAGCUAUACGAACCAUGCCCUUGACCAGUUUUUGGAGGAUCUGAUGGACAUCGGCAUCAGCUCAGAUCAAAUGGUUCGCCUCGGUUCCAAAUGUACUGAAGCCACCAAGCCAACACUUCUGAGAGAAUACGACGGCCAAAAGAGGUACUGGUUGAAGAUGGAAGAGAAGAACAUCCUCAAUUCCCUUCGCGUCGAUGAAACCAGUCUCAGCUUGGAGCUUCAAGAAUGCAGCAAAAAGCUCGCUGCACGAGAGGCUCACCCGACCGAUAUCCUGGAAUACCUGGAGCUUUCCGAAAACUUCAGCAUCGCAUGGGAAGCUUUUCAGGUGCCAGAAGAUGACGGAUUCAAGACAGUUGGUUCGGAUGGCAAAGAAAUGGAACCGGCGGGUGUUUACCAGUUUUGGCUGAACGGCGGUGAUGUCAAUCGUCUCGGACACAUCAGCGCAUCUCUCGACCUGAGAGCCCGUACCGUCUGGAAUGCGCCGCUGGCUGUUAGAAGGCAAUGCCAUUACGAGUGGUCUCAAAUGGUUCGUGAGGAACAGAGUGCCCGGUUCGUUGAACUAAGCAAGCGUUUCAGUGAUGUGAGAACUGAGAUUAAGAGUAUCCUUGACGAGCGUGGACGAAGAGUUCUCCAGGAUAAACAGAUCAUUGCGUGCACAACAACCGCUGCAGCGAUGUACCAGUCAGUCAUUGAAACCGCCAAUCCCGACGUCAUUCUGGUUGAAGAAGCGGGUGAGAUCCUCGAAGCACACAUCAUUACGGCUAUGAGUGCCUCAGUGAAGCAACUCAUUCUCAUCGGAGAUCACAAGCAGCUCAGACCAAAGGUCGGCAACUACUUAUUGACAAAGGAGAAGGGCGAAGGCUACGAUCUGAACGUGUCGCUUUUUGAAAGACUUGUUAUUCAGGGUCACCAUUUCACAGCCCUUGAAGAGCAGCAUCGCAGCCACCCAGACAUCUCACAAUACCCUCGCAUGCUAGCUUAUCCCGAACUAAAAGACAUGCCGUCGACUUCCGACCGUCAGACGAUCCGAGGAUUAAAGAGUCGCGUCACAUUUGUGCACCAUGAACGACCGGAGGAUACCAUGGACGAUGUCGCUGAGCGCCGGGACCCUACGGCCAAAGCCAGCAAGAGGAACCUCCAUGAGGCCAUGAUGGUUCUCCGAAUGGUCCGGUACUUAUCGCAGAACGGAUACAAGACCGAGAACAUGGUCGUUCUCACUCCAUAUCUGGGACAAUUGUUCCUUUUGAAGGAGACCCUUCGGAAGGAGAUGGAUCCUUGGCUGAAUGAUGUCGACAACCAUGACCUGGUGCGCGCAGGACUGGUCACGCAGGCGGCAGCCAAAGUGAACAAGAAGCCGCUGCGUCUGUCAACAAUUGAUAACUACCAGGGAGAAGAAUGCGACAUCGUCAUCGUGUCACUAACACGUAGCAACGCAUCGGGAGACAUCGGCUUCCUGCAUGCUCGCGAACGACUCGUUGUCCUUCUAUCGCGAGCCCGAAACGGCAUGAUUCUCUUUGGCAACAUGGAGACAUUCAUGAAGAGCAAGAAGGGCGGUAAAAUGUGGACGCAGUAUUUUGAUGCGCUGAAGCUGAACAACUCUAUAUUUGAUGGAGUGCCUAUCCAUUGCGAGCGCCACCCUGAAACGUCCAUGUUAUUGAAGCUGCCGGAAGACUUUGAUAAGAAGUGUCCUGAUGGAGGAUGCGCCGAGCCCUGUGAUGCCCCAUUGAGCUGCGGCAAACACAAAUGCCAGCGACGUUGCCAUCGAGUCCAGCACCACUCCUUGAUUGAAUGUCAUGCCAAAGUCGAGAAAGUAUGUGACAAAGGCCAUAAGACCAAGGUCCCAUGUGGAGACAAGUCAAAGAGUUGCACGACUUGCACGAAAGAGUACGAAGACAACCAGCGACGUAUCAAACGCGACCUCGAACUCGAACGAACACGCCAAGAGCUUCAGGACAAGUAUCGCUUGGAGUUACAAGCGAUUGAGGAUGAGAUUGAUCAUCGCCGUCGAACUAUGAAGUACGAGUCUGAGGAGAAGAAGCAAGCGGAUGAGCUCAAACAGAAGAAGGAGGAACUUGAGUCUCUUCGACAAGCUGAAAGCAACAAGAAGAAGAUGAAGGAGACCCAGAAAACCAGCCCACCGCCUCAGACUGCUCCUCAGUUCGAUCCUGUCUCCAGUGCAGCCAAGGAGUGGAAGAACAUGAAAGAAGUUGAAGGUGCACGCAACGCUGCUUUGGAUAAGCUGAUGGGAAUGAUUGGUCUGGAGUCUGUAAAAGACCAGAUACUGUCUAUCAAGUCGACAGUCGAUACCAAGAUACGUCAAGGGUUCUCUCUUGGAGAUGAAAGAUGGAGCUGUUCGCUACUCGGCAAUCCAGGAACAGGCAAGACAACGGUGGCUAGAAUAUAUGCCGAGUUCCUCACGACUGUUGGUGCGAUUGCAGGAAGCUGCUUCAAAGAAGUCACUGGAUCCAAACUCGCCAAUAUGGGUGUCACUGGCUGUGAGAAGCUUAUCGAGGAUGUCAACAACAAUGGUGGCGGCUGCGUCUUCAUCGACGAAGCAUACCAGCUAUCAUCUGGCAAUAGCCCCGGCGGCAAGGCUGUCCUGGAUUAUCUGCUGGCAGAGGUCGAGAACCUGAGAGGAAAGGUCGUGUUUGUCUUGGCAGGAUACAGCAAGGAGAUGGAGUCCUUCUUCUCCCACAACCCCGGCAUUCCCAGUCGAUUCCCCAUUGAGAUGAAGUUCGAGGACUACACCGACAAAGAACUCCUCCAGAUUCUUCAACUCCAGAUCCAUCGCAAGUUCAAUGGAACAAUGUCUGUCGAGCAAGGAGUCGAUGGACUGUUCUGCCGGAUUGCUGUACGCCGAGUUGGCCAUGGCCGCGGAAAGAAUGGUUUCGGUAAUGCUCGCGCCAUAGAAAACUGCCUUCAGAAGAUUAGCCAACGGCAAGCAGCACGUCUCAGAAGGGAACGCCGAGCCAGCAAGAAGCCAAAUGAUUUGCUCCUCACCCAAGAAGACAUCAUCGGACCAGAGCCUUCCGAGGCUUUGCUGAGCAGCAAGGCUUAUCGAGAGCUCAAGUCCCUGAUCGGUUUGCAGGAAGUCAAGGAUGCACUUGGUGUGCUCAUGGAUACCUUGAGAACGAACUAUGAGCGCGAGCUUGCGGAGCAGCCCCUAGUAGAGUUUUCGCUGAACAAGGUAUUCUUGGGAUCGCCUGGAACUGGAAAGACUACUGUCGCAAAGCUUUACGGGGCGAUCCUCAAAGAUCUGGGACUUCUUUCGAACGGGGAGGUCGUUACCAAGAACCCAGCUGAUUUCGUCGGGGCCGCUCUUGGACAGUCAGAAGCUCAGACCAAAGGCAUCCUCGCCGCCACCGUAGGCAAGGUUCUUUUGAUUGACGAAGCAUACGGACUCUAUGGAGGAGGAGGCGUAAAUGGCUCUGUCGUCGAUCCGUACAAAGCGUCUGUUAUCGACACCAUCGUUGCAGAGGUUCAGAGUGUCCCAGGCGAAGAUCGAUGCGUGCUCCUGCUUGGAUACAAGGAGCAGAUGGAGGAGAUGUUCCAGAACGUCAAUCCAGGCCUUAGCCGACGCUUUCCCAUCUCAUCUGCCUUUGUAUUUGAUGACUUUGACGAUGUUGCGUUGGCAAAGAUUCUGGACCUCAAACUGGGCAAGUCAGGCUUCAAGGCAACAACCAAGGCAAAGGUUGUCGCACUGGACGUCCUGCGCCGUGCACGAAACCGUCCAAACUUUGGAAAUGCGGGUGAAAUAGAUAUUCUACUUGGAAGAGCUAUGGCCAGCCAUCAAAAGCGAGUGUCUUCUGGACGUGUCAAGAGACACGGGACCUUGGAGCCUAUUGACUUUGAUGAAGACUUCGAUCGCGCUGAAAAAGGUGAUACCGACGUCAAGAAAUUGUUUGAGGGCGACGUCGGGCGUGACCGUCUGAUAUCGAUCCUUCAAGGUUACCAGACCCGCGUGCGUCAGGCCAAGCAACUGGAGAUUGACCCGGAGAUCCCCUUCAACUUCCUAUUCCGCGGCCCGCCUGGAACAGGAAAGACUACUGCUGCUCGCAAGAUGGGCCAAGUAUACUAUGACCUGGGCUUUUUGGCCAGUACUGAAGUCAUCGAGGUUUCUGCUACCGAGCUCAUUGGCCAGUAUGUUGGACAUACUGGGCCGAAGGUACAGCAGCUCCUGGACAAAGCCUUAGGGCGGGUUCUUUUUAUUGAUGAAGCGUAUCGACUGGCUUCUGAGGGUUCAUUUGCCAGAGAGGCAGUCGAUGAGCUUGUGGAUUGCGUCACGAAGCCAAAGUAUCAUGGAAAGCUUAUCAUCAUUCUGGCUGGCUACGUACAGGACAUCAACACGCUGCUGGGAAUCAACCCAGGAAUGUCUAGUCGGUUCCCAGAAAGCAUUGACUUUGAGCCUCUCACUCCUGCUAGCUGCAUUCAGCUGAUAACCAGUCAAUUGCAAGCUAGCAAAGCCAAGCUCAAGGGAAAGAUAGCAGUUGAUCUGUCGUGCUUGGAGCGUCCUGAGAAGGAAUUUUUAGCGGAGCUGACCAACAAGUUCAAGGAACUGUCGGAGCAGGACAGCUGGGCAAAUGCGAGAGAUGUCAAAGAACUUGCCAAGAAGAUGUUUCACAAGUUUGAUCUAUCUUGCAGAAGCCUGACCCUUACUGAGGAGCUCAUUCGUAGUACUAUGGAUGACAUGGUGGCGGAGCGUCGAGGCCGAAUGACUGACAAGAAGCCUACUGCUGCGAGCGAGAUCGCCAAAGCACUCACCGAUACACCCACAUUCACACCACCUACAAUGACAACCAACUUCACCACAGUCGCUGAAGAAAAGGAGGAGGAAGAGCCAGGAGAAGAACUCCCAGCCGUCACCGUUCCCCAUGGCAUCCGAGACGCCGGGGUAAGCGAUGAAGUUUGGGAACAGCUCCAAAAGGACAAAGAGCAAGAAGCCAAAGACGAAAAAGAAUUUCGCCGUCUCAAAAAAGCGCAGCAGAAUGCCAGCGAUGCUGAGAGGGAAAAGCUUGUUCGUCGGAUUCUGGCUGAGGAGGAGAAACGGAAAAAGGUCGAGGCGAGGAAGGCAAAGUUGAUGAAGAUGGGAGACCUCACUAGUUUGGAGUGCUGUUUAUAUCCUCUACCAAGCACAGAAGUCGACAAGAUAACUCAAAUCACUACCAUGUCAGGUGACAACGGAGGGGUGGCGGCUCAGGUUGACAUUUUAGGGAUUCCAGGAGCCGCAUUAAACACGAUCGGCUUUGCCCAAGGACUCCUUCGCGCCGUUUCGGCUGACAAUGCCAACCCCAAUGCCGUCAUACAGGUUCAGCAAAUCGGGUCCUGCUUUCAAUCCAACGGUCCUUGGGCAGCAAAGAUUCCAGACCUUCUGACGAGAGCAUCAUGUGUUAGACUUGAGAGGCUUUCCGCUUGGGUUGGAUGGGCAAAAGACGACACCCCGUCUUUCAUGAGUCAGACUACCGGUGGGCAAACUGCAGCCCUACUAUGCUGCGCCCUCGGUAGCCUUUACCCAAAAAGUCGUUGCGGGCUAUUGCUCUACGAUCUUUGUCAAGAUAUCUUACCUGCAGAUCGGCAGUUGUCCUCACCAACUCAAUUGGGCGAUGUUUGCAUGCUACUAGAACGCAAAUCAGCAUGUCUAGGUUUUGGAAACCAUUUGGCCCUGCAAGUCACUCGACUGAGGCAAUGUUUUUUCGAAGCUGGUUUAGACGUGCCACGAGACUUGGCCGACACACCAACAGAGGAAGAUCUUAACAAAUUUUUAUCCGGAGUCUGCAGUGCUCUUCGAGAUGAGAGUCUGGUUCUACAAGUGUCUGGAACGAGAUGUGUAGGAACACUAUUGGCCUUGACGCUUGCAAUGUGCCCUGAAGAUGUUUCAGUGCGAAUCAACAGAGAAGUCCUUAUGAGUGGACUCAGGGACAACAUUAUCUUCUCGGUCACUACUGAAGUUGGCUCUUCAACACAAAUUCAUCUCGAAACAAAGCUGGAAAUUAAGAAAGCCGGGUUCCUAAAACGUCAUAUCAUCACAGAGAGCCAGCACAAACACAACGAAGAACUAUGCUUUACUCGAAGUCUACUUGGCACCCAGGAGAACGUCUCCCGACCCAAGGAUUGA